AUGUCAAGAUCAUUUUUAGUGGAUUCACUCAUAAGCAAUACGCCUAAAGACUUUAGUGCCAAUAAUAAACAUUAUAUCUCGGAACCAACACGUCCAGCUCUUCCUUACCCGUCAAGUUAUAUUAGCAGUUACUUAUUUUCACUCAGUCUUGCACAACAACACCAUCACAUGCAUUUAAAUAAUGGUUUAGUGAGUCCACCGUUUGGUCACCACAAGACUCCAAUUCGUCCAAUAGCAUCAGUACCGCGUGGUUCUCAAGAAUCCGUAAUAAGACAGUGCUCCAUUUCACCUCAAAGGUACUCUGAUGUACCUCAAUCACGGAAGUUAUCAUCGCCAUGUGCAAGUCCUCAUGUUAGUCCUACUGAAGUAUCGGAAAGUCGCCAAUCAACACCAUCACCGCCACCCGACAAUCAUGAUUAUAACAGCAAGGAAUCGUCCAGCACCAAACGGAUUAGAACCGCAUUUACAAGCACACAGUUAUUGGAGCUGGAACGGGAAUUUGCGUCCAACAUGUACUUGUCCAGGUUAAGGAGAAUAGAAAUCGCAACUUGCUUGAGGUUAUCCGAAAAGCAAGUGAAAAUCUGGUUUCAAAAUCGUCGCGUAAAAUAUAAAAAGGAAGAGUUACCGGGAAUGGUAAAUGGAACACCACCCACGCCGAAGUGUUUCUGCCUUAGAACUUGCAGCAGCACCAGAAAGUCCAAAAAUUCAGGUUCCACAUGCAGCGACAUGGACAUAGACGUGAUGCACACAGACGACGAAUUGGUUCAUAAUUAAGUAAGCGAGAAAGAAGUAUACCUAGUGUUACAGAUAAUAUUUUAUAGUUUAAUACCAAAGUUUAAUAAGAUCAA
Molecule: messenger RNA, 848 nt
Organism: Photinus pyralis (common eastern firefly)
Lineage: Eukaryota; Metazoa; Arthropoda; Insecta; Coleoptera; Lampyridae
Gene: Ind
Product: GS homeobox 1-like
Exons: 1
Coding region: 1-774 (257 amino acids)
Biological process (GO): regulation of transcription by RNA polymerase II
Cellular component (GO): nucleus
Molecular function (GO): RNA polymerase II cis-regulatory region sequence-specific DNA binding; DNA-binding transcription factor activity, RNA polymerase II-specific
Source: RefSeq, a predicted model, not a curated record